UGCCGUAGGUUUUCUAACAGUUCACGCAAUGCCUUGUGGGUAGGUCAGCAGCCGAGAGGACGCCAUGUGCUUUUGAGGCAGAGUAACUGGAAGGGGAGAACCUGGCUGUCAGAAACUUGGUCUGUUUUUAGGGGGACACCGGGUUAAACGGCUUCAGUUAGCAUGUAUUGCACCACUCGCUGCCUCCGGAGCGCGCUGCGGGCUGCAGUCAACACUCAUCGGCAACAUCUUCAGCGGCAGGCACCAGCCUUGUGUGCUCUCAGACACCUGAGGACCAGUCCAGUCAGCCACUCCGAUGCCAUUGCUUCCCCUCCACUAGAUGGAGCCCCGAAACAGUACUCUCCUAAAAUCCAACAGCUUGUCAGUGACAUAGCCAGCCUCACUUUGUUAGAGGUAUCGGACCUCAAUGAGCUCCUCAAGAAAACUCUGAACAUUCAAGAUGUCGGGAUGAUGCCAAUGGGAGCAGCAGCUAUGCCUGCAGCCCAGGCCACAGAAGAAGAAGUGGCACCUGUCAAGAAAGAGAAGACUCACUUCACAGUAAAACUGACAGAAUUGAAAGCAGCUGAAAAAGUGAAGCUUAUAAAGGAAGUGAAGAACUGCAUACAGGGCUUAAAUCUGGUUCAGGCUAAGAAGUUAGUGGAGUCUCUUCCCCAGGAAAUCCGAGCCAACGUGUCCAAAGAAGAGGCAGAGAAACUAAAAGCAGCUCUGGAGGCAGCAGGCGGCACAGUGGCGUUGGAGUAGAUCUGUGCAAAUGGGUUUUCCACCAUUCUGCUGCUCCUGCACUUCAUUCUUCAUUCUAUUAUUUCUUUUUUUUUUACAUGGCAAAGAGGAGGAUCAUGGGAAACAAAGAAAUGCCUUCUGACAUUUAUGCUGUCUUCUAACAGUGUCAGGUUGGGCGGCAAAACUCAGACUGAACUUUCCAGGCACACAGCCUGCACAACAAUGGCCGCCCCGGUGUAUGCUCGCCCAUUUAUCUCAUGUUUCUGUCUGCUACUUGUGUAGCAAACAUGCUACUGAAUCUGUGGCCUGAGUGCCAAGUACGGCAGUCAGUCAUUCUGUGCAAGUGUGUAUGUUAAACUUUUCACAGAAUGAAAGAUUAUUCUGGGGGGGUGAGUACUAUUCCCUUUGUUGAAGAACACCUGAUACUGUAGUCCGGGGCAUGGCAGGGCUGAGUCCUCGUAUUGCUUAUAGACUUGUUGAUCAUGUGAUUAAAGAUGACACAUCCAUAUGUU
Notolabrus celidotus (New Zealand spotty) is the source of this 1232-nucleotide messenger RNA. RefSeq names its product mitochondrial ribosomal protein L12 (gene mrpl12). Gene Ontology annotation, cellular component: mitochondrial large ribosomal subunit; ribosome. The record is from RefSeq and is a predicted model, not a curated record. Gene Ontology annotation, molecular function: structural constituent of ribosome. Lineage: Eukaryota; Metazoa; Chordata; Actinopteri; Labriformes; Labridae. Gene Ontology annotation, biological process: translation; mitochondrial transcription. The transcript is spliced from 5 exons. The coding region runs from base 163 to 741 and encodes 192 amino acids.